Messenger RNA from Cooperia oncophora, 384 nucleotides. The record is from the annotation of a GenBank genome assembly. NCBI's taxonomy places the organism in Eukaryota, Metazoa, Nematoda, Chromadorea, Rhabditida, Trichostrongylidae.
CUGCUUUCUGUCUGUGAAGAUGCGGUCGAUAUUGGCGUAUUUGUGUGUUAUUCAACUGGCUUCCUCGUUGUCGUCGGACUCUCUCAUAGGUGUUUUGCCACCAGUAAUUCGAGAUUCACCUGCGAUGCAGACGGAAAAGGACGUGCUUCCUCUGAUGAGUUUGUUGGGCUUCUGAGCGCAUUCAAAAAAAUGUCAGGAGGUGGACUGCAAACGCCACGUCGAACUCGCAAAAUCUCCCAAACGCAGGAAUAUUGCAGCAACAACAGAGAUUACUAUCUUUCUUACUGCAUGGGCAUGCUGGUAGAUCGUGACGAAGCAACACGAGACUUUUUAUUUCGUUUUUGUCCGUGGUACGAGAACAAAUGCCUCCACAAUGACCGGUAG